Orbicella faveolata is the source of this 2331-nucleotide messenger RNA. RefSeq lists its product as uncharacterized. The record is from RefSeq and is a predicted model, not a curated record. NCBI's taxonomy places the organism in Eukaryota, Metazoa, Cnidaria, Anthozoa, Scleractinia, Merulinidae.
UUGAGAAAUUGAAGCCUUAGCCCAGCUAUUAGUUAGAGCUACAAUUAUAGAGAACAGCGCUAAAUAAAUCUCGUAUAAUCCUAUUGUGCUGUGUUCAUUUAAUAAUCAAUUUUCAUUCUGAGCAUAACUGAAAAUUAAUUACUCUAAACCCCUUCAGGCGGAGGAACAAAGAGCCGAUAAGAGGUCACACUUAGCCAACCAUUAGCUUCCUGACUCUCCUAAUUACCUUCGCCAGUUUUCCUGUAGUUAGUGAUAUUGGUUAUUGAACGGCCGCCUCCGCCUGGUUUUAGUAAUUGACCAGAACCGCUGUCGCUAGUUACGUUUGUUUUCUGUGGAAAUUCAGUGAAGCAGAGUCAUACUUGGUCGUUUGACGCAAGUUUCUAAGUACAUUUAACAUAUAAUUUCACAAACAAUACGUUAAACUGGGAUAUAUGAGUCAUCCGCGAUCGUUCCCAUAGCAAGAUCGUGUUUGGUGUUUGCCUUUGCCUAUCCUUUUCGGAUACUGAGUUUGCUGCAAGCGUAGCGAGAGGGACAGUUAAGAUGAGGAACACGGAAGAAAUUCAAAACCGAGCGUUACGCAACAGACCUACUGAGGAACAUACCAAGGAAUUGCUUGAAAUAAUACGAAAGCGUGCAGAAGAAGAUGUCAGUGAUUCCAAUGUUCAUUUUGACGAAGUGUUACUGAGAAAGGCUUCGGUAACUCGACCGAACGACCCCUUGCCUUCAAUACGUGUUGAUCCGAGCAGCAGUCCAAAGAGCCAAAGCUGCCCUGCAGAACUGGAAAACCCUGAAAAGACUGAUGAUCCCACUGGUCCUAGAUAUCGCUGGAGAUCUUUAAGCGACGCACCUUUGCUUGAACUUAGAAAUCGUUCUCCGCGCGAUCGCCGAGAGUCAUCGCCAAGUGCUAGAAGUGACUCAUCAAAGAAAGGUCCUCGAGCUCCCCGGCUGUCGACGAAUCUCCCUCCUUUAGAGCUGGAAAGGCAGCGUUUUGAAAGGCCGAAUUGUAUUCCAUCGCUUCAUCGCAAUGGCAUAUCACCAAAGGAAGAUAUUAAUAUGAACAUAAUUUACGACAACGAAGAAUUUUUGGCGGAACAUGAUGGUAUUAACGCGAAUUAACCAUCGCAAAGAUUGUACAUAAUGUCAAAUCUCUAAUCAGAGGACUUAUGUAAACAGUCGAAGUAAUCUCAUUCUGAGGAGGAAGAGAUUUCCUGCGCAACACAACGGGUCUGAAAUCGGUCCAGCUGACGGUAGUCUUUUAUUAGUCUCUCGUUUGGAGAACUUUGUAUAGAUUUCGCGUCAGUUCUUAAGUUGUUUAGGAUUGUCAACAACUUGGAAAAGGUUGUACAGCACUUGCAUUGACGAAGCAAUGGCUCUCUCAAACAGGGCUAUUUGUACAUCGUUUGCAAGACUUGUUAGGUGUAAAAAUAUGUACUUAUUGAUAACAUGCAAGAUCAUGAUUAUUCGCUCCAUAAUUAUCAGACAGUUAAAGAUGUUGAUGGUAAAAAAAGGCAUGCAUUUGCAGAAGUUAUACAAUGUUCUGGAAGUUAUUUCGCGCCGUGGGGGUAAAUAACUUGAAGCUGUGUUAUACUGUAAAUUGACAACGCGAGCAGUGACUCUCACAGAAACGCGUGCUUUGUGCUGCAUUGUUGACUAGACUCAGUUGUGAGGUGCAAAAAUUUACACAACGAAACUGUUAAUCAUACAUUAAUAAGACCAUACUGUUCACAUAAACGGUUUAUGCAGGUUAAAAUCAAACAAAGAGACACAUAAUAAACAAAACUUUCAAAAAGCUCUGUAACUUCUAAAAGAAAAUGAAAAUUGGAGAUUUAGCAUAUUUUAACUUGUCAACAGGAGCUGAACAAUAACUUCUGUAAUUAUCGCCAACGAAAUGUACCCUCGAUAACUUGGAUCUCACUAAAAAUGACCACAGACUGUAAACUUAAUUAUAUUUAAGAGUUUUCGUCCAUAAGGUUUUUUCGUUCAGGAAAGGAGAGCUCACUGCAAAAACUUUCCACAGGUAAACUUUAUUGAUAUCGAGAAACGAAAUGUUCCUUUGUUUUCUUAAAACGUCAAUAUUGUAAACAAUGAAUAGGCCUUUGUUAAAGACAAAUGAACAGCUCAUUGUUACGGAUGCCUGAGUAAGAAUCCUACCACAUUUGAAAAGAUAUCACUUUUUGUUGCAUUCAUGGUGUAGUUGGAGGUCAAUACAUAGGGAUGAACAUGGAAUAUUUACUUUCAAGCUGCGAAUUGUCCAGAGUUGAUUUAACGCGGCAUUUGAACAGAAACUAUUUCCUUAGCAUGUAAAAUACAAUUCUUUAUUACAAAAACAAA